Molecule: messenger RNA, 542 nt
Organism: Anneissia japonica
Lineage: Eukaryota; Metazoa; Echinodermata; Crinoidea; Comatulida; Comatulidae
Product: polypeptide N-acetylgalactosaminyltransferase 5-like
Exons: 2
Coding region: 83-526 (147 amino acids)
Cellular component (GO): Golgi apparatus
Source: RefSeq, a predicted model, not a curated record
ACUCUUCCCAAAGACGCCCUGGUCCUUCUUCGGUGCACUCAAACCAUAUGUGUAUACUGGUCACCUAACUUUGAGCCUUUACAUGGUUCUCUGCAACAAAGCAAUGGGCAAAAAUAUCUUGAACCAUGCGCCAAUGAGACAUAGUAGAGGUUGUGACGUCCAUUCAAUCCUCGACCACUUGACUCAUUCUUUGUUCAACCACAGAUCACCGACAAUGGCAGGCGGGCUUUUCUCCAUCCAUCGGGAUUUCUUCAAGCACCUUGGUAUGUAUGACCCUGGAUUUGAAGUGUGGGGAAGCGAGAACUUGGAAAUCUCAUUCAAGAUAUGGCAGUGCGGAGGAAAAAUAGAGGUCGUCCCAUGUUCUCAUGUCGGUCACAUUUUCAGAAAGAAAUCACCAUAUUUUGAUAAAUCUAACCUGGGCUCGAUUUCGCGUAACGUAUUGAGAGUAGCGGAGGUGCUUCUGGAUGGGUACAAGGACCUUUAUUACGCCUAUAGUCCACAAAAACGACAGGUGAAAUCAAAUUAAUAUUAUUAACAUUAGU